CGCUGUUAGUGGUGGUGUAGAAGUUUCGUUUAUGUCGUUUCCUUUACUCUUUAAGUUGUGCGUGACAGGUCUUCAGGCGCUACCGUGUAAGCGUUUUUACAUCUAUGCUUUGAUUAGCCACCAGUUCUUUGCCAGUGGCUAAUAAUUUAAGGUUGGUGAGCAUUGAGCAUGAUGGCUGCAGUAAGUGGUGGCAGUGAUCACAUGGAUGUAGAUUGCCUGCCAGAGUUGGAGACAUCACCAGUGCAGAAACAGCAGGAUAUUGCGAAUAGGUGCCAAACAAAUCAGGAUGCUGAAUGUUUGAGGAGUCCCACAAGAGAGCAGAGUGAGCAGGAUCGAGUGGAAGAAAGCCACACAUGUCAAAACGGAGGUAACCAUCGGGAAUUGGCAGACGCACCAGUGAAUGAUCCAGGGGACCAGAAAAGCCAACCUCCACAGAAGGCGCAGGAUGAUAAAGAACAAGACUCUGAAGUUCAAGCUGCCCAGAAUUCCGUGGACCCAGACGAAGCAGCAGCUCAGCAGCUGCGGCGUGCUGCAGAGAAAGGCGAUAGGGCCACUCUUGAGCGGCUGCUGGACAUCGACCCAUCAUUGGCAUUACGCACAGACUCCGAUGGCUAUACAGCGCUGCAUCGAGCCUGCUAUGCCGAUCAGGUGGAGGCUGCGCAGCUGCUGCUAGAGAGGGCUCCACACACCCUAGAACGUCCCACAGCUGACGGCUGGCGGCCGCUGCACUCAGCCUGCAAGUGGGGCUCCCUCAACUGUGCGCGGCUGCUAGUUGACCGGGGCGCUGAUGUGAAUGCAUCGAGUGAAGGUGGUCUCACGCCGCUGCACCUCGCGGCCAGUCAAGCACGUUCACGGGCCCUGCUCGAGCUACUACUGUGGUCGCCAUUCAUCAAUGUUGAAGCACAGAGCCGUGCAGGUGACCGACCAGCUGACUUGGCCCACCGCCACAGUCCCUGGGCAAGCUUGUUUGUGCUGCACUCUCCGGCAGUCAACUACUAUUGACAAAUGACGUGCUUCACAGACUUGUGAUGUGUACAUUGUUUGGCGUGUGUGAGAACACCGUUCUGUGAAACCGCAACUGACAAACAUUAUUGUGCAAUUCAAGCUCUUGUGGGUUAAUUCUUGAUGCUGUUAACAUCCCUAUCAUUGCGUAGCAGAUUAAAAAUUAUUUUUCACUUUGAAUUUUUUUAACAUACUUCAGGUCACUCAUCGUACAGUGUCGCUUGCUAACUGCAUUCAGUCAAAUAUUAAUACUAUUAUUGCUUAUAUGUUUUCAUCCACAGUACCUAUGUGUCAAUUUGGCCUUUUUUAUUUUUUGGCAGUGUUGCCAGGUCUGUGACGGAAAAAGUAGUUGAAGAAUAUCUCAAUUCAACUCAUGUAUCACUAGUCAUGGUAACUAUGGAGAGAUAACCCUACGGCUAUACUACAGGUGUCACACUUGUAUGUAAAAAGAAAAAUGAAAAACCUCGUAGCAGUUACCUGGUGCAUAAAAAAAUGAUAAUAAAUGAGGUAACAUUGAUGCCUCUUAGCACAAUA
Molecule: messenger RNA, 1536 nt
Organism: Rhipicephalus microplus (southern cattle tick)
Lineage: Eukaryota; Metazoa; Arthropoda; Arachnida; Ixodida; Ixodidae
Biological process (GO): positive regulation of protein catabolic process; protein ubiquitination
Molecular function (GO): protein binding
Source: RefSeq, a predicted model, not a curated record